ACCUUAAAUAAAUGACUCGUGGCCAAGACACUUGUCGAUUCCACCAUAGCCCAAGCCAUUGAGACUGAGAAAGCAGCUUCGGACACGACAGUCUCUCUCUCUCUCUCAUACUUCUCGCUCCCAAAAUUUUGUACAAGAAGCCAAGACAAAGCUAGCAAACAGAAAAUUACUAUUCUUGGUCUUCUCCAAGUGGAUGCUACUGCAUAUAAGACAGUUUACUUAAUUAAGUCAACCUGUUGCCAUUACUUGAAUUUUCCAAAAAAUGGGGUCUCAUAUAAACUUCAAGAACUUUGGUGAUGCACCACCUGGGGAGGGGAAGCUACAGGGAAAUUACUCCUUGGCCAGGCAGUCUUCUGUAUACUCCUUGACAUUUGAUGAGUUCCAGAACACCAUGGGUGGAUUUGGAAAGGAUUUUGGAUCUAUGAACAUGGAUGAACUUUUGAAAAAUAUAUGGACUGCUGAGGAGGUUCAAGGCAUGACUUGUACAGUUGGUGGGAGUGAAGGAAAUGUCCCUGGUGGGAAUUUGCAGAGGCAAGGAUCUUUGACAUUGCCCCGGACAAUUAGUCAGAAAACUGUUGAUGAAGUUUGGAAAGACUUGGUUAAGGAAAGUAAUGAUGGUGGUGGUGGUGGUGGUGGUGCUAAAGUUGGAAAUGGCAAUGCCAAUGGGGGAUCAAAUGCAAAUGUGCCACAGAGGCAACCAACUUUGGGAGAGGUAACUUUGGAGGAGUUUUUAGUGAGAGCAGGAGUGGUGAGAGAGGAUAUACAACCAACUGUAAGGCCAAAUAAUAGUGUAUUCUAUGGUGAAUUACCGCGACCAAAUAAUAACACCGGUUUAACUUUCGAGUUUCAACAACCAAAUCGAAGCAAUGGGGUCUUUGGUAAUCGGAUCAUGGAGAAUAAUAAUUCAGUUCCUAAUCAGCCUCCUAGUUUAGCAAUGAAUGUAGGUGGACUUAGAUCUUCUCAGCAACAAAUUCAGCAGCUGCAGCAGCAACAGCAACAGCCACUCUUCCCCAAACCAACAACUGUACCUUUUGCCUCACCGGUCCAUCUAGUAAACAAUGCUCAGAUUGCUAACCCGGGAAGUAGGGGUUCAGUGGUUGGAGUUGCAGAGCCUUCUAUGAAUACUGCUUUAGUUCAGGGUGGAGGAAUUGGCAGGGUCGGUUUAGCUCCUGGAGUUGUCACUAGCAUUGCCGGAUCUCCUGUAAGUCAGAUAUCAUCAGAAGCAAAGAGUACUUUAGAUUCAUCAUCAUUAUCACCAGUUCCAUACGUAUUUAAUCGAGGAAGGAAAUGUGGUGGAGCUUUGGAGAAAGUAGUAGAGAGAAGGCAGAGGAGAAUGAUAAAGAAUAGGGAGUCGGCUGCAAGAUCACGGGCUCGUAAGCAGGCCUAUACCUUGGAACUGGAAGCAGAAGUUGCAAAACUUAAAGAAAUGAACCAGGAAUUACAGAGAAAGCAGGAAGAAAUUAAGGAAAUGGAGAAAAACCAGAAAUUAGAGACAAUGAAUCGGCAGUGGGGAGGUAAAAGACAAUGCUUGAGAAGGACUCUGACAGGCCCUUGGUAGAGAUGAUGAACUGGACUCCAGAUAUAAGGGUUGGUGGUUGAAUAUGGAGACAUAGGCAUUAGUGUGAUAUAAGGAUAGUAGUGUGUAUCUGGUUACAGUCUUAUACUACAGAGGGUAGGUACCUGUAUGUAUAGAGCAGAUAGUGUUUGAGUUGUAAAUUAUAAACUGAAAUAAGAGUUUUAUCCUGUAGAUUAAAACUUGUGUUACUGUGA
Messenger RNA from Quercus robur (English oak), 1770 nucleotides. Its product is annotated as ABSCISIC ACID-INSENSITIVE 5-like protein 7. Bases 263 to 1558 code for a protein of 431 amino acids. Lineage: Eukaryota; Viridiplantae; Streptophyta; Magnoliopsida; Fagales; Fagaceae. Gene Ontology annotation, molecular function: DNA-binding transcription factor activity. The transcript has 5 exons. Gene Ontology annotation, biological process: positive regulation of DNA-templated transcription. The record is from RefSeq and is a predicted model, not a curated record. Gene Ontology annotation, cellular component: nucleus.